Messenger RNA from Penicilliopsis zonata CBS 506.65, 834 nucleotides. RefSeq lists its product as hypothetical. Gene Ontology annotation, cellular component: cytoplasm. Lineage: Eukaryota; Fungi; Ascomycota; Eurotiomycetes; Eurotiales; Aspergillaceae. The record is from RefSeq and is a predicted model, not a curated record. The transcript is spliced from 3 exons. Bases 1 to 834 code for a protein of 277 amino acids. Gene Ontology annotation, molecular function: isopentenyl-diphosphate delta-isomerase activity. Gene Ontology annotation, biological process: isopentenyl diphosphate biosynthetic process; isoprenoid biosynthetic process.
AUGAGUACGACGACGACGACUACCACCACCACGACUAUCAGGUCUCCCCCGACGAUUACAGCCGACAAUGUCGCGACGUUGUUCCCCGAAGUCGACACCUCGCUGGCCCGGUCGAUCUUCCCUGCGGCGGGGAAUGCCGGGUCUGAUGAGACGGGCGAUCUCGACGGCUACGACGAAGAGCAGGUGCGGUUGAUGGACGAGGUGUGCAUUGUUCUCGACGAGGAUGAUAAACCGAUCGGCAGUGCGAGCAAGAAGGUUUGCCACUUGAUGACCAACAUUGACAAAGGACUGCUGCACCGCGCGUUUUCCGUCUUCCUGUUCGACUCGAACCAGCGGCUGCUCCUCCAACAGCGGGCAACGGAGAAGAUCACCUUCCCGGACAUGUGGACGAAUACCUGCUGCUCGCACCCGCUGGGGAUCCCCGGGGAGACGGGCGCCGAGCUGGAGGCGGCGGUGAUGGGGGUCAAGCGGGCGGCGCAGCGCAAGCUCGAGCAGGAGUUGGGGAUUCCGCCUGAGCAGGUGCCGAUCGAGAAGUUUGAGUUCCUGACUCGCAUACACUACAAGGCUCCUAGCGAUGGGAAGUGGGGGGAGCAUGAAAUCGAUUAUAUUCUGUUCAUCCAAGCCGACGUCGACCUGGCCAUCAACCCCAACGAGGUGCGUGAUUCGCGGUACGUCUCGGCCGAGGAGCUCCGGCAGAUGUUCGAGCAGCCGGGGCUCAAGUUCACUCCCUGGUUCAAGCUGAUCUGCCAUUCCAUGCUGUUCGAAUGGUGGGGGCACCUGGGCACCGCCGCGCUGGAUGCCUACAAGGGCGAGCAAGAGAUCCGACGGAUGUAA